This is a messenger RNA of Anastrepha ludens (Mexican fruit fly), 3800 nucleotides long. RefSeq lists its product as uncharacterized. Gene Ontology annotation, cellular component: neuron projection membrane. The record is from RefSeq and is a predicted model, not a curated record. Gene Ontology annotation, biological process: synapse organization. The transcript is spliced from 7 exons. Bases 1157 to 3037 code for a protein of 626 amino acids. NCBI's taxonomy places the organism in Eukaryota, Metazoa, Arthropoda, Insecta, Diptera, Tephritidae.
UGUUGACGUGAACACAUCUGAUGAGCUACACUCGCGAGUGUUACGCGCGGCAUACCAAAUCAAAAGUCUAAGAGGUAGCGCAUUAAACUGUGAAAAAGAAACACUCACUUAGUGCUUUAGGCGGGUGGUCGUAGCCUCACAGCAGAGGCGGAAUAUGCGCCACACGUGGAGUCGCCGGAGACAUAGGAUUAUAUGAAGGGCUGUCAAGUGUGUGGGCACGUGCGGGUGCCAGGACUUGUGUCGUGACUUACACAUCUAACCAUCAUACAGAAAUUAAAUGUUUGUCGGCAUAAGGCGAACAGCUGGUGCCAGCAAAUACGCAUUUCAUUGCCUAUAUUGCAGUACAGGUGCAGGCACUGCAGAGAGAUUGUGAGAACAAGGAAAGAUUUAAAUUGUUUUUAAUAGAAUGUAAAACGAAUAGCUUUCUACUCCAUGUUGUUUUCCUGUUUUGUGCACAAAUACAGUGAUUCAAAGGAAAUGUGCGGUCGCGCACUUGUGUAGUUGUGUGUGGUGCGCCAGCAUCCACCUGGAAGUUACGAUUGCUGGCAACUCAUUCAACUAUAACGCAGCCAUGUGCCCAAUUUUACAUGCAAAAAGCAAAUUAAUUCGAAAUGUUCAGAAUUUGUAUAAAAUGAAAAAAUAAUGACCUGUGUAGAAGUGAAUUGUGUGGGCUGAUGGAAAGUAUUAAAAAUGGCUUGACCUUUCUUAGACUCAAAAUAUGAAUGAGCAUCCAUAAUUACCUGACAAAUGUCAAGGGGUUAUAAGUUCUGGUGGUGGAAUGAACAAUGAAAUUUGGCAUUCUGUAAUAGCUAAAAACAUUCACUUUGGAUUUGUAUUCACCUCUGUGAUGAAUGGUCAAAAUAUUUCUCGAUCCGCGAUGGCAUACAGCGCAGUACUUCCAAUUAACCAAAGCGGCAGUGUCAACUCAGCAACGUAAAAAUGUCUUCAACAUAAACAUUUAAGUUUAGUGGCUAUCGAGAAAAGAAAAAAACGCCGCUAAGUUUUGCAAUAAAAUAAAAUAAAUAAAGUGUGAAAAUGUGCGAUUCUCUAAGUGACAAAAACAUCGCAGCUUACUUGUAAGUGUAAGAAAAAGAGAAAAAGAAAAAGGAGAGAAAAAAUAAGAAAUUAAACAAAAAAACGAACAUCAACAAUAAUAAUGCAGCAACAACCACAAACGCUAACUGAAUUUCUGUCCUCAAGGAAUUAUUUUAAUAAGCGAUAUUUGUGCGAAAUUGUGAAAAGACAGAAACUUCAACUGCACCAAAAAUUCACGCCGCAAAUGUGUCCCAAAAGUACGCAGAGCGAAGAAGCUGAACUGAAGAAGUUAGCUAAAAUACCAACAUCCACCGCAAAAACAAAUACAAGCAUGGGAAGCUAUAGACAUUUGCAGAGACGCAGCAGCAACAACAACAGCUUAACUGGCGCCAGUAGCAACAUUAACUGCACCAGUGGGGCCAUUCGCACCGACUACAGUCAUGGCAAUGCGAAGAGCAACAACAAAAGACACAGCUACUACGGCUAUAAUCUCUGUGUUAGAAAUGGCAAGAGCUUUACAGCAAGAAGAAGAAUAACGAUUACAAGCGGACAACUCCUGCUGACAAUGCUGCUAUCUUCCGUGCUCGUCCUGGAAGCGAACUCCACCGUCGCUUCAUCGACGUAUGCAACAAUAUCGUUAACAAAAACAACAAAUACAGCAACGCCAAACGCAAUGUUAUUUUUAAACACAUCUACAAGCAACGUGCCGACAGCAAGAACUGCCGAGAGUUCGGCCCCAACACAACCAAAGAGCGUAACAAUAGCAGCUAUGGGAGUAACACCUCCAACAAACUUGGCUGCGCCACCUGUAUUAUCAUUAGUUUCAGCCUCAGCAAUAACAAAUGUCCCUGAUGCUACGCCCGUUACCGAUACAAUGCUAUCUACGCCACCUAUCCGUUCGCCGUCAGCAUCGCCUCUGCGUCCCAUAUCAAACCCAUUAUCGUCUUCCUCAGUAACAACAAUAAUGCCAGCAAGUGAUCCACCAGUAGAGCUAUUUGCAAUGGAGAAGGUAACAACUAUAGCAACAACAACAGACGACAACGUGGAAAGCGCCACGAUUAGCCUGCAGCCUCCGCCGCCUUCCGAUGUACUCAUAAAAGGCUUUUCCAUACCAACAUUUUUACCACCAUUUCCGUCUUUUGCCAUGGCUGACCUACCAGCUUACAAAUCGGCGCCUACUUCGUUAGCAGCAGUCACUCCGACUGUGUCAACAGACCCUCAGGAUCAACUUUAUUUAGCCGCCUACCAGCAAAACGCUCUCCGCCUCAACCUAUCGAUGCCAACGAUGAAUAUUACCGUUCAGAUGGGCAAUCACGCUUACCUGCCUUGCAAUAUACAUCACAUGUUGAACAAGCCAAUUUCGUGGGUGCGGCUUCGUGAUGGCCACAUACUCUCCGUGGACCAAGCGACUUUCAUUGCCGACCAGCGUUUUCAGGCCAUAUUCCAAGGCGAGGACGAGUACACCUGGUCGCUGCAGAUCAAAUAUGUGCAGGACACCGAUGAAGGCUGGUACGAGUGCCAAGUGUCCACUGAGCCAAAAAUGAGUGCAACAAUUUAUUUAGGCGUAGUUGUCCCACACACCGAGCUGAUUGGUGAUCAGAACCGUUUCGUGAAAGCAGGUAGUAAGGUGGCACUGCACUGCAUAGUUCGGGACACACUUGACCCGCCAACCUACAUCAUUUGGUUCCGAGGCAAGACACAAAUCGCGAAUGACAAUAAAAUGGGCUGGUACACAGAAAUCGACCGCACGAUCUUCGGUAAUGCGGACAGCAACCGUAAUACGAUUGGCUCGCUAAUAAUACCUUUUGUGAAGAAAAAGGAUUCGGGUAACUACACUUGUCAGCCGUCUAAUAGUGCGCCCGUUUCGGUGGAUCUGCACGUGCUGAGCGGGGAGUAUUCUGCGUCGGCAAUAAUGUCGGCGGGAAGCACCUACCGGGUGAGCGGAAGUUCUCUUUGCUGUCUGCUGCUGCUACUGGUGAUGCUCGUCGUGUCGAAGACGUGACUGCGUCGUAUUUUAACGUAAGUCGACGAACUGACAUUAGCUCCGCCGUUCAUUUUAUGUUUACAUUGCCAAGCCCUUUUCGUUGUGAACAAAGACAUCUAGACUAAGUUAAGUAAAUGGACUUGGAAACGCUACUUGUAAAUAAUUAAGUAUUGUUAAUAUUACUGACAAAGACAAAGAGAAAGAGAAAAGAGCAUUUGGAUAUGGCAAACAAUGAGACCCAAGUCAGACGAGAGUGUGCACGGACGUAAUCACAAGGACAAGCACUUUAAUUAUAAGAUGAUAUGAACAAUUAAUGUAAUAAUUCCACACCAUAACUUAAGUGACUUUUUUAUUAACGUAAUGAAACGUACAACUGAAAUACAGAUAACGGAAAGUGCGAAAACAAAGUUGUGAAACAUCAAUAAGUAGGAUAUCAGCAAAAGUAAUUUAGUAGCAGACGAUUAGUUAUUCAUUACAGUAGCAAGAUAAUUAUGGUGGUUAAGUCAAAUUGGUGCAACCAGAAGUUGAAAUAAUUACGAGAAUUGAAACAAAUAGCAAAAAUUGUCAACUACUUUCAGCACUGCAUAAUCGAAUAUUGUAAAUAUUAAAUAAAUUUUACCUUAAUAAUAACAAAAUACUGCAUAAGAGAUUAUAUAAACGCAUUCGAUUGAAGUGAACACUUAGUAUUUAAUACAAAUACAACACACAGGCGAGUAUAUUUGCAGGGCAUGCCAAGCUACUCGUUGCUGAAAAUGAAAUCUAAUAUAUAAUAAAAUGCAAU